Molecule: messenger RNA, 1730 nt
Organism: Ceraceosorus bombacis
Lineage: Eukaryota; Fungi; Basidiomycota; Exobasidiomycetes; Ceraceosorales; Ceraceosoraceae
Source: the annotation of a GenBank genome assembly
AUGGUCGGUGGUCAUCGGUCGCGCAUCCGGCAGUCCCUCUUGCCUCUGGCGACGACCUUUUGGACGUACAUCUUGCUAUGUUUGCCACGCGUUUGCGCACGCAAUUUCACACUUCGCAACGAGAUCAGAGGAGAUGGAUUUUAUGAUUCUUUCUAUUGGUGGAACUAUGGCGAUCCUACCCACGGCACGGUCGAGUAAGUCUGGCCAAGUAGCGAGUUCCUUGCAGCGCCAAGCGGCGAGCUCAGCAAACAUUCUCGCCUUCUCUUUGCUACUGUAGCUACGUCAGCAAACGGGAAUCGCAGUCCCUAAACUUGUCAUACGUCGACUCGAGCACGGGCAAUUUCGUCAUGCGAGCAGAGGAUGCAUCCAUCGCAUCGCCUUCCUCGUCCGGCCGAAAAUCAAUUCGCAUUCAUUCCAUCGACAAGCUUCAGGAUGGCAUCGUGGCGAUGCGGGUCAAACACAUGCCGAGCGGAUGCGGAACGUGGCCGGCUUUUUGGACUUGCACGACGAGCAACUGGCCAGCUGGUGGAGAGAUUGAUAUUGUGGAAGGUGCCAAUGAUCAAGGACCUAGGAAUCUGGCUAGUCUGCACACCACUGCCGGCUGUACCAUUCCUGCUGGCAACUCUUCCAUCUCGACUGGGUGAGUGCAAGGCCCAGCUAUGCAAACGAAGGUGAUGGACAACCAGAACGCGCGACUCAUGAAAUUCAUGUAAAUGUCGUCCCAUCCUUCCAAGAUUCACGGGUCAAACGGAUUGUCAGUACCAACCAGGCUGCUCCGAAAGCUUCUCGCUAUCAAAUUCCUUUGGUCCCGCUUUCAACCAGAAUGGCGGAGGCUGGUUCGUCAUGGUUCGCGACACUUCUCCCGUCUCGUCCACAUCAAACGAAAGGGACCUCAGCAGCAGCACGACGACGACGACGACGCGGCUUCCAGGACCUGGAAUCUCCAUCUACUUUUACCCCUCCUCAACUUCCUCGACCGAUCUACCCUCCUUCUUAUCGACCAAUUCCACCCCUCCCUUUGUCCUCACCGGUCUCAACGCUACCAAUCCCGCACUCGGCGGCAGAUCAGGUGAGAAUUGGGGAAGACCCGCCGCCUUCUUUCCCACGACGCCCACACCCGCUUUGCGCGCUAUGGGAUCAAGCAACACAACGGACCUCGCGCCUUCGUGCCCCAUGGACAGGUAUUUCGGCGAGCACGAAAUCAUCAUCAACCUCACUUUUUGCGGUUAUUGUGAGUCCACAAAAGCCAUGGCAUUCCGCUCUCGCAAAAGAGCGUGGGACACGUGAGCCCCCCCUCUCUCCCGCCCCUCCCAACAUCUCUCUUCCUCUUUUGCGAGUUAUGGCCGUGCAGAUAGAUGAUUGAUCAGGUCUUUCCUUCAUCUCCUCAAACUUUCUCGAAUCGCAGGGGCUGGCGAAACGUUUCCUUACGUGUCGACGUGUCCCAAGAACACGACGUGCGACGAAUACGUUAGGAGUGAGUGAGCAUGAGCAUGUUGGCUGACGUUAUGUCCACACAUGUGCACACCGACGAUCAACCAACUGCUGUUUCCUGACACGUAUGCGCCCACCCCCCGGCCUCCGCAGACAAUCCGCGAGCUUUUUCGGAAGCACGCUGGGAAAUUGAAAAGCUGCUCGUUUACACAGAUGGCGCGUCCCGUAUAGCAGCACCUCCUCGCAUCUGGACGCUCGGCAUUGGCUUUUUGCUCGCUUGUAUCAUAUUCCAUUGCUAG